UCAAACUUUCACUUUCCUUUUCAUGUCUUGGUUGACCGACGAAAUCCACCAACUCCACACCCCCCCCCCCCCUUCCGCUCUGCUCACCUCUCUUGCUAGGUUUUCCUUCUACGUAUUCGCAACUCCUGUAAAACUUAAGUUUCCAUUCCUAUAAGUGAAGAACAGCAAGACGAAGAAGAGGAACGAGUUUCACAAGUUUGCAGUUCAGGUGUUCGACGUUUUGCCUCACUGAAUCAAGAACGUGAAUUUCUCAUUUCUGUCACUUGUAGUCUCAGGUUUUUCGAUUUUCAGUGCAUAUAUAGGGAGAAAAUUGGAAGUUGGAGUUUUUAAGGUUGCUUGUCUGUGUGUGCUCGUUUGAACUGAAGUACUUGUAAAGAAAAAUUGGAAAACAGUUCUUGGAAUUGAGUAUUUUUGGGACGAACAAAGUUUGGUUUUGGGGAUUUCUGUUUUUUUUUUUUCUUUUUUGGAACUGAAGCAGAAGUUUGGAUGGAGUAGAAGCUAGUUGAUCAAUGGGUGUCAGUGUUUUUGGUGAUAAUUCUUCAAUUUCAAGUGUAGGGUUUGUUGUUAUCGAACUGCUGCUUCAGACCCUUCUCAGAUUUGUUUAGGCUUGGAGAGUUGCGUGAUAUAAGAUUUUGAGUGUAUAAUUUGCUUCUCAGUUGAAGUGUUGACAAGGGUAUUAAAGAUAAUAACUUUUGGAGUUAAGUGAUUGUAUUGAAGUUAUUGAGAUGGAUAAUUCAGAUCGAUCGUUCAGUAGGAAUCCUGAUUAUUUGGGUGUGAAUAAAUUUGGCAAGAAUAUCAAGAAGAGUCCUAUACACCAACCCAAUUUCAACAAUGCAAAUAGUGCUAGGCAACAACCUCAACCUCAGGUUUACAAUAUUAACAAGAAUGAUUUUCGGAGUAUUGUUCAGCAACUUACAGGUUCGCCAUCUCAAGAGCCUCCUGCUAGACCUCCACAAAAUCCUUCUAAGCCUCCGAGUAUGAGAUUACAAAAGAUUAGGCCACCACCUUUGAAUCCUAUAAAUCGUCCCCAAAUUCCAAUCCACCCUCCAGCGCAGAUCCCUGCGCCAGCUCGACCUGCAGGAGGCGCUCCUUACCAUAACAAUAUGGUAAGACCGCCUCCCCACUAUGGGCAGCCCUCACCGCCUAUGUUACCACCAACUCCCGCAGAUGUUUGGACAAAUACAGCCGAGUCUCCAAUUUCAGUUUAUAUGCGUUAUCUUCAAAAUUCAAUAAUAGAUUCGGGACCUAAGCAAACACAAUUUCAAGGUCCUGGUAAUUUUCAAGCACAUCCAGCACCAUCUGGUUUAAUUCCUAAUCCUUCAAUGCCACCUCUUCCAUCUCCUAGAAUGAAUGGUCCACCUCCUUUCCCAUCCACGCGGAUGAAUGGUCCACCUCCUUUCCCGUCUCCUAAGAUGAAUGGUCCUCCUCCACCUCUUCCUUCUCCUAGGAUGAAUGGUCCUCCUCCACCUCUUCCAUCUCCUAGAAUGAAUGGGCCGCCUCCUAGGAUGAAUGGUCCUCCUCCGCCCCUUCCUUCCCCGGGAAUAAAUGGGCCUCCUCCUUUGCCUUCACCUACUUCUCAGUAUCUUUUGCCUUCACCAACUGGCUUCUUGAACUUGUUAUCUCCCCGAUCCCCUUAUCCGUUACUUUCUCCGGGUAUGCAGCAUCCUCCACCACUGACACCAAGUUUCUUCUUCUCUCCCAUGGCUCAGCCUGGGGUUUUAGGCCAGGGACCCCAAUUUCCUCCUUCUCCUGGUUAUGGAUUUCCGUUGUCACCUGGAUUCUUCCCCGUUUCAAGUCCAAGAUGGAGGGAUCAAUAACACCAAAAAGAGAGCUGCUGACUUUGCAUAGCUCCUUUGAUCUGAUUCUUUGCUUCGAUUUUUGUCAAGGUGGUAUAUCUCCUCCAAAUUGAAGCUUUUUCCCUGUGGAUAUGAAGUGUAUACAAUGUAAGAGAUCCUUUCUGAACAUUUUUGUAGUGUUUUCUUUGUUGUUCUUGACAUGCAUUUCAGAUAUUGACUCUUUGAAUGUAGAGUUUGUAGCAGAUGUAUCUCUUUAUUUUCCUAGCACUUAUUUAGUACGUUUAGCAACUCUCAGCUGGAUAGUUGAAAAGGUCAGGCUUGUUAGAUGAUGGUUAAUUGAAUUUUAUAUGUAGCUGGAAAUGUUCUUGUAUUCUUUGUAAUGUCCCCUUUGGGAUCAAAUAUUUUGGUUCUUCUUCCUAUCUUGUAGAUCAAUUUUCAGCUUGUUGUUUCUGGUA
Molecule: messenger RNA, 2251 nt
Organism: Capsicum annuum
Lineage: Eukaryota; Viridiplantae; Streptophyta; Magnoliopsida; Solanales; Solanaceae
Product: protein HAIKU1
Exons: 1
Coding region: 726-1817 (363 amino acids)
Source: RefSeq, a predicted model, not a curated record